AUGUGUCGAACAGCUUACCUACUUGCCCUACUACCCGCCAUCGCAACCGCGGCCAUACAAUGCUAUGUCGGUCAAAAGUUAUUUGCCCUCGAGAGUAAUAUGGCCGUUUGCGCGCCCUUUGUACCGUAUCACUGUGCAGUAUCUUGUGAAUGGAAGCACAAUUGCUCUUCAACAGUCGGAUAUGAGGCAUUCUCGGGACGCAGAACCUUCGUUUCUGGAGUUCUGAUGAACACCAAGUCGUUGAUGGCUCUGUGCUGUACUUCCUUUGCCACCAAGAUUGAGAGCGACAACCGUGGAGAACGAUGCGCGUGGAGGGACUGGGAUUCGGUUCCGGUUCUUGGCCCAUCUCUACGUGCCGAGCCCGUGCUCGGUGUGAAUCACUAUAUUCGCGAUAUUGAAAUGGAACGAGAUGGGGAUUCAAGGGUUGAUGCUCGCAUUGAAGUUUGCCAAUAUCAAAAAGAAAUGGAUAGCUGCCAACCAGAGAAAAUGACCGAAGCCGAGCAGCACCGACUCAACCUCCUGAAGCUGCGCCUCGAACGCUUCCAAGCCAAGGCCGACCUCCAAAAGGAGAGCCAACCCGAAAAAAUCGAGGAACCCAUCGUAUCUCAU
Molecule: messenger RNA, 609 nt
Organism: Mesorhabditis spiculigera
Lineage: Eukaryota; Metazoa; Nematoda; Chromadorea; Rhabditida; Rhabditidae
Source: the annotation of a GenBank genome assembly